Gekko japonicus is the source of this 1160-nucleotide messenger RNA. RefSeq names its product chromosome unknown open reading frame, human C19orf44. Lineage: Eukaryota; Metazoa; Chordata; Lepidosauria; Squamata; Gekkonidae. The transcript has 4 exons. The record is from RefSeq and is a predicted model, not a curated record. Bases 1 to 798 code for a protein of 265 amino acids.
AUGGAAGACUAUAUUUCCCCCCCCCCCCAGGCAACAGUGACGGAGACAUCUGGAAGUUUAAGCACGGAACUGGAACAAAACUUGUUUUUUGUUGACACCCAAAGCGCCUUGAAGCCCCCAAGUGCCACAGUGGGGAAAGCUGCCGCUCUUGAGGAGGGUCCAGGAGAGACAGAAAUCUCUGAGCGAUUAAGCGGAAGUUCUGUUGAGUGUUCCGACGGCGAGCAAGGGAACCCCACUAGUGCACGGUACUCUGAAGACUUUGACUCGCUGUCUGAGAACACAGAAAGGCAGUCCUCUUCAGAGGAUUCACGGGACGGGCUGGAUGCCUCUCUGCAGGCCAGACUCUCCGAUCCGUCCUCUCCCUGCCUGCCCCCAGGGGGAACCAAAAGGCCCCAGUCAGCAAGGAGGAUCACCACAAAGGAAGUGGCUGUGCAGACUCACAGCUCCUCACUCACACCUCAUGGGUUAAAAACUGCUGCUGCUACCGUUGACUGGAUUGUUGAAGGCCCCACCACCAGCCAUGUUGUGAGCAUGGAUGCCCUAGAAGAACUGACAACAUACAGACCUGCCGUGUCGGCCUUAAGUGAUAUGUUGAAGCAGAACUUGCUACUUAUCCAGCAGUUUGUCGAGGCCAGCCGCCACCUUCAUUCGUCUUUUGUGGCCCUGCUGGAGGAAGAAGAAUUCCACUACCACACCCUGGAAGAAGCCAAGAGGUACAUCAACCAUCACAAGUGUCCGCCUCUGACCCUGGAGCAAGCUUUGCAUGAGCUGGAAGAACAGAAGCAAGUGGUGGUUUAGAUCCUCAGGGCCCCUCGGGAAAGGAAAAGCAGAGGCAGGUGGCCAAGACUGCCUUGAAAAUGACUGUGGCUCCGGCAGCACAUAUACUAAAACUGGAACGAUGCAGAGAAGAUUAGCAUGGACUGUGGCCUUUUCUCAGCAGGGGAGGCGCACCCUGAAUGUGGAAACGAAACAGAGGCAGAAGAGGCUUUUAAGGAAAUUAAUCCCAAGAGGGCUUUUGCAGGCUGACCAAUGCAAGGGCAUCUGAGCUCAAGGCCAGGUCCCGCUGCUGGAAACUCCACACUAAAACCCAAACUGCUCAGGGUUGAAAGAGCCAGACUGAAAGUUUCUUCUGGUGCUGCAUCCUCCCCUCCUUUCCCCUU